AAGUCAAAAAAGAAGUCUUCUUAAGUUGUGGUUUGGCAUGAUAAAUGUGUUCACUAACUCUCGAGGCCUCAAUCAAGCGGUGCUAGUCACCUUCAGUACUUUUGGCUGAGUUUGAGAUCUGAAUCUAGAGCUAUAGAGCCAUGGCAGAGGAAAAGAAAACAACAAUUAUGUGGAUCAAGGUCGACCUUCAAUGCCAUCGCUGCCGCAAGAAGAUCAAGAGAGUGCUCUGUAAAAUCCCUCAAAUACAAGACCAGUUGUACGACGAGAAGGGAAACAACGUGAUAAUAAAAGUGGUAUGUUGCUCUCCUGAAAAGGUAAAGCAAAAGAUAAUUUGCAAGGGUGGUGAUACCGUUAAGAGCAUCGAGAUCAAGGAGCCUGAGAAGAAGACCGAGCCACCACCAAAGAAGGAGAACCUACAAGGAAAACCUGCUGAGCCUGAGAAGAAGCCACCAGAAACAGAGAAGAAGACACCACAAAAGAAAGACCCUGAACCGGUUUGUGUUCCUGUACGGCCGACUUGUUGUACGGAGUGCCAUGAGGGUCAUGGUGUGGGGCCAUGCCUUUAUGGUCCUGGUACUAGGCCAUGGCCACCAUUAACACCAAAGCCUCGUCCUGCACCGGUUCCUUUACUUGUGCCGGUUUACCCGCGUGUGUUUCGGACGUGUUGUACGGAAUGCAGUGAGGGUCGUGAUGGGGGGCCAUGCCAUUAUGGUCAGGGUAGGCCACCCCCAUGUUAUGAUGGCUACUACUAUGGAAGGCCCAUUUAUGAUAGUUAUGGUGGCGGGUAUAGAUGUGAAGAAACUUCCUAUGGAUGCACCAUCAUGUAAUUAUUGGAAUUUGCAUGCAGGCAUGAUGAUAAUGGUGAUCAUGUUCAAGUUGCCUACUUGCAAGAAAAAAAAAAAUGUUCUAGUUGCCUUUGUUAUCACAUGGUCCGGCCGGUUUUUUUUUUUUUUCUUUUUUUUUUCUUCUUUUAAUGGUCUGGCUGGGUUAAAAUAAGAAGAUUAAUCAGGAUAUGUAUAUGGGUUGUUUAAUAAAUGUGGUUGGGGACAAAGGGUUGUUCAUUUUAGUGUUACUUUACUUGAGUUGUAAUUAUUUUUUUGAAAUAUUAAAAAACUUCUAUCAAUCAUUCCCUCUGCAA
Quercus robur (English oak) is the source of this 1138-nucleotide messenger RNA. Its product is annotated as protein PYRICULARIA ORYZAE RESISTANCE 21-like. The record is from RefSeq and is a predicted model, not a curated record. Gene Ontology annotation, molecular function: DNA binding; copper ion binding; DNA-binding transcription factor activity. Gene Ontology annotation, biological process: regulation of DNA-templated transcription. The transcript is spliced from 3 exons. Bases 141 to 827 code for a protein of 228 amino acids. NCBI's taxonomy places the organism in Eukaryota, Viridiplantae, Streptophyta, Magnoliopsida, Fagales, Fagaceae.